UUUUGAAACCCCCGUCGACGGCGGCGGUGAAGCGGGGGGAGGCGAGGGGAGGCCGGGGGGCGGCGCGGGGCGCGGGGCGGGAGGCCCUCCGAAGGAACGAUGCGUGGAUGUAAUUGAAGGGAUCCUGAGGUGUCACGCGGCGGGACCACGUGGCGCAGGAUGCGUGGAUUAGGACUAUGGUCGGGAGCGGGGCUGAUUGCGUCGGGGUUCGGUCUGGGGUCGGGGUCGGGGUCGGAGGUAGGAUCGAAGUGACUUCUUCUCCUCGGCGUGGUCGUGGUGUCGACGACCAGGUCGGGAUCGUGAUCGGACUUGGCGCUAGACAUGGCGUUGGACCUGAGAUAGGACCAGCUGUUGGACCUGGAACCGUACCUGGAACCAGACCGACGACCGGAGCGGUCACUGGGCCGACGAUCGAAGCUGUCACGGGACCGACCAUCGGAGCUGUCACGGGAGCUGACGGGGUCGGGGCUGGAAUUCGGUAUUUUCGGUACACAGAUUUCCUUGGUCUCGAUCCGCUGGUUGGUGGUGGGAUAUCGGUCGGGAUCAAGCAGGACUCCCCCCACGGCAUUGAUCUUGGACCUGGACCUGGACCUGGACCUGGACCUGGACCGAGACCUGGAUCUGAACCUGGGGGCGGACGUCGUUUUGACCUUUGCGCCGGAUCUGAUAAGGACGCCGGACCUGGUGCCAAGCCUGCAGCCAUUGGGGUCGGGAUCGAGUGUUCAGAGAAGUUAGCUUCGCAGCAUGUAAGUACUCUGGUUGAUAUUGUGAGAGGUGUUCGGAUUAAGCAGGAACGCCAGGAUCCCGGCAUUGACCUGGGCACCGUACCUGGAAUCGUACCUGGAACCAUACCUGGUACCGUGCCUACAACCGUACGUGGAGCCGUGGUACCUGGAGCCGUGGUACCUGGAGUCGUCGUACCUGGAACCGUACCAGGAGCCGGACCUGGAACUGGACCUGGACCUGGACCUGGACCUGCAAUCGGACCUGGAACUGGACCUGGAACCGGACCUGAACAGGCUAAUUGGACGAACGUAGCUUCUCCGGAAGUACGGUCUGCUUCCAGAAUUAGCUCUGGUACUGGACCUGGGCCCGUACGUGGGACCAUAUUUGGUGGUGGGAUGGCGAAGGUAAUCAAACAGGAACCCUCUGAUCCUAGAAUGAGCUCUGGUACCGGACCUGGGACCACAUUUGGUGGCCAACCUUGCUCCGGAUCCGGUCCCGUACCUGGUGCGCCUUAUGGUUGCGUACCUGGCUCUGCAUCUUGUCCUGGGUCCGGCGAUGGAACCGAGGCUGAGACCGGACCAGCUGCCAACGGUUCCAUUAGAUUUGGCGCCGAUAGUCGUAACGAGCCUGGCACCGUACCUGGCACCGUACCUGGUACCGUACCUGGCACCGUACCUGGUACCGUACCUGGUACUAACACCAACACUCUCACUGACCCUUCCCGGGGUGCUGUGGCUAGCUCUGCGAUGGAUCGACGGGGUGAAUCGUGCGCCGAACCUGCUGCCGCGCAUGGGAACGAACCUCCGCAACGUGUUGUCGGCAGCGAGCCUUUGGGCGCCACUCUGGAUCAGAAAGGUGCUGGCAGCUCGCCAAGCGAGGAGGGAGCGUCCGGCGUUUCCGCGGAGGCGAAGUCUAAGUAUCUACGCCACUUCAGCGCCGCUGACAAGGAGCUGCUUACCUCGCUGGUGAAGGAGACUCAACGGUGUCAGUGUAAGGGCAAAAAUGGAGACUGGAAGGAUUACGUUCGGAAUGUCCUCAAUUUGAUGAUAUUGAAUCCGGAUCUCCACACGUGGGAGGCCCUAGCUGGCUUCAUAGGGACACUAACGGAGAGCAAAGAUAUUGAGGAUCUCGUCCAUCGAACAAGAUCGCAUCCGUUGUUCUACAACCAUUUUCACCUUCCAUCUUUCAAAGAGGGGUGGGUAAUCACAAGCCGUGGUGCGAGCAAGGAUUUCCCAGCAACGGAGGACUUACUGUCCCUAGAUUGCGAUGUCUGCGUCAGUGAGGGGCCAGUGCGGGAGGUGAUUGGUGUCUGCGUUGUUAACAGAGAGUUCAAGGUUAUGCUCAACCUUAAAGUGAAGCCGAAGUUGAAGGUCCUCCCGAUUCCCACAGCAGCAAACAAGCGGGCACUCAACGAGUACUCUACAGGCAAGUGCGAAGGGCUCGUCACAUUUGAGCAAGCCCAGGAGGCUCUGAAGGCAUUGAUCGGGCCAGGCACAAUCCUUGUCGGACAUGGGCUCCACCAUGAUCUCAAAGCUAUGAAGAUUGAUCAUGCUCGUGUCAUCGAUACAGCACUCGUCUUCGGAUAUUCGGGUGUGGCCCAUGCAGUGCCAGGUUUGCAGCAAGUGGCUUUGCCAUUACCAGGAAUGGAUGUUCAAGUCAGCGUGCAUAAGAUCCCGGACAGCGUCACAGAAGCGGAACUGCUGCAGCUGGUGCCGCCAGGAGUCGAGUGCACAGUGGAGCCCAUCUGCCGUCACCGAGGUAACUUUGGAACGACAAGUUUGAUAUUCACCAAGGCCGAGGAUGUCUAUCACCUAUUUGCCCAUACACCGGGGCAACCCCUGAAGGACGCAUUCAACCGACCACACAAGGCGGUUGUGGUUCCCAACCAGAACGGCUUCCCAGGUGUGGUUGCAAUUCGAAUGAUGUGCAAGCCCUCGGAGUUAGACUUGGCGAAAUGGGAAGAGAAGUCGAGAACGCAAUCUGGAGCAUUGAUCGGUUGGGGCCAGCUUCUCCAGGCGGUAUCGCCAUCUCCAGCUGCGGCAGCGCAGGUGCCGCAGACCGCGGAUGCUGUGCAGGUACCGGCAACAACCGAAAGGCCGCCCGGAAUGUCACAAGGGUCGACAGGGCUUGAAGGGGGAGGCACUCGAAGAGCGAGCGUCCAACAACACAGUGAUGUGGAGCAAAAGCGGACUGAGACGGGCCUAUCUGAGGAUGUUAAGAAGAUGCCGGCAGAGGACGAUAUGAAUUGUCAUAUUGACAUGGAGCGGGCCGAUGAUUCCCUUACGGAAGCGGAGAGGCAGCAGAGGGAAGAAAAGUGGGAGAAGUGGAAAAAGAAGAAGAUGGAAAAGUGGGAGAAGUGGCAGGAGAAGAAGAGGGCGAAGGUUAUAGAACAUCUGGUUGAAUCGAAAAAGAAAAGGAAUCAGAAGAUGUUGGACAAGAAGCAGAUGAAGGAGGAGAAGGAGAAGGACCAAGCGAUAAUGGAUUUGAUACAGACCAUGAAGGAGAGACAGGAAGGGAACGCAGGCCAUAACCGCAUGGAGGUAGACGAUGCGAAACUGGCGCAGAAAGGGGGGGAAGCGGUGGAUGAGAAAAAAACACAAGGCAAUCCUCAGCACGCAGAGGUGGCCCUCUCUGCACACCCGGAGACGAAAUCCAAAUCCACAGAUCCUGCCGAAGUGGAGGAUGCGAUGAAAAUGCGACUGGAACAGUCGGGAACUGCGUGUGAGGGCACAAAAGUGCGGACGAAGGCAGAAAAGCGGCGGGCCCAGAAGCAAAGGCAGAGGCAGAGGCGAGAGGAGGAAAUGCGGAAGGAGAAAAAGGAGAUGAAAGGGGGGGAGGAAGAAGGACGUAAGCUUGAGCAUGAGAGGAAGGAAAAGGACAAUCUGACUCAGCGAGUGGAUGCUUCGGGUGGUUCUGAGAUGGGUGUCGUCGGGAGCAUGAUGAACCUCCCGGAGGACACAAAUGGUCACGAUGUGGGUAUUGAGUCGCAGCAGAUUAAGAUGAAGGCGGCAAAGAAGCAGAGGAAGAAGGGCGAAGAGGAGGAGCAGACAGAAGGACAGAAGAAGCAGCCGGUGGAGCAGAGAGGCGAUACGAGGAAGAGGAAGAAGGCAGAGGAGGAGGAGGAGGAGGAGAUGCAGACAGUUGAGGAGAGAAACAGCAGGAAGAAACGGAAGAAGAUAGAGGUGGAGGAGGUGGAGGAAGAGGAGGAGCAGGAAAGCAGAAGCCAUAAGGAGAAGAAGACGAAGAAAAAAAGGAAGGAGAACGAUGACGAGGGUGAGGAGGGUGAGAAGGGGGAGGAGGAGAGGAAGGAGGAUGCCAAUCACAUGGAGAGCGUAGAGGCCAGCGAGGCCGAUACAAAAGUGGAAAGGGUAAAGCAUAGGAAAGACAAAGGGCAGGUAUCAGGGGACAAGAAGGGUGAUAUUCCGUCUAAGAGCGAGUCCAAGAAGGCAAAGAAGAGGAAAGAGAAGGGUGAGAAAGAGACGCGUUAUGAACGGGAGAAUGAUUUCGAGCUCGAAGAGCAAAAUGCGCCUACAAAGCCGAAGAAGACGAAGGAAAAGGUAAGUGAUAAAAACAUGCAGGAGGAGGAGGAUCCAGAUAGGAGAGAGUCGAAGAAGGACAAGAAGAGGCGUCGAACAGAUAAUGACGAUGAGCGUGAGCAAAGCGAUGCCACCAAGUUGAAAAGGAAGAAGAAAGAUCAUUCAAAAUACGAAGAAGAGGAGGUUGGGGGUAGUGAUGAGAUGAAAAAGGGGUGGGGAGGGCAGAACGAGAAAAAGGGGAAAGAGGAGAGGAAGGCCAAGGAGGGGGAGGAGGAGAAGAGAAGAGAGGGAGAGAAAGAGAAGAGGAGGGAGGUGGGUGGCCAUGAAGAAGGGUGGACAGGUGAAGGUGAGAAGGAGAUGAUGGGGAAGGAGAGGAAAAAGGACAAGCAAGGGGAGAAGAAGAAGAAAAAAGAGUCAGUCAAAGAGAAGAGGAGAGAGGAGGAGGAGGAGGAGUUGCCACAAGAGCUGGAUGAUGAUGUCCAUCUUCUAGGGCAUGGUGAACCCGAGGAAUUGAAGAAGGAGAAGGAGAAGAAGAAGACGGCGAAGAAGAAGAAGAAUAAGAAGAAGGAAAACCUUGACAUGGAGGAGGAGGAGGAGGAGGAGGAGGGGGAGAAAGAAGUUCAUGAUAAGGAGAUGAGAAUGAGGGAGGAGGAGGAGGAGAAGAUGACACAAGAGAUAGAUAGCGAUGUCCAUCUUCUAGGCCAUAGAGAACCGGAGGAAUCAAAGAUCGAGAAGGAGGAGGAGAAGAAGAAGAAGAACAAAAAGAAGAAGAAGAAGAAGAAGGAAGAGAAGCUAGACAAGGAGGAGAGGGAGGAGGGAGAGGAAGAUGAUCAUGAUAAGGAGGUCGCAAUGAAAGAGGAAAAGCAUAAGGGGGAAGGGGGAAAGGGGAGCAUAGUGGCAAAGGAACACGGGAGCGAAACUGAGAAGGUCAUGCACAGAAAGAAAGAAGAGAAAAAAAUGCAUCUGGAACAGCACAAUGAUUCUGAUGUUGUGAUCUGCAAGAAAUCUGGCAAGGUGAGAAAGAAGCAGGAGGAGAGGGAGGAGGACAAGGAGGAGAAGAAGGAAGAGGAGAUCAAGGAUCUAACGGUGGAGGAGCGGAACAAGAACAAGUCUAAGGACGGUGAAAAGGCAGACAAGCUUGGCAAUAUGCGGACCGAAGGAAAGUCGGACGAGGACGGUAAGGCGGAGAGCGAUGCGUCGAGAUGGAAACGUACAUUUUGUGAUGGGCCGAACGCUCCGGAGCAUGGAAAGCCGAAGAAAGAGAAGAAAAAGAAGUUGAAGGAACGACUGUGUGCGGACGGUGAGUCAGAGGUUGCGGAUGGUGCGGAAGCAUACAAGAGAAAAAAGAGAGUAGAUGAAAAUAUGGUUGCGUGGAGUGUUGAACGCACGUCGACGGAGAAUGCGGAGUCGUCAGAGGAUGGGGACGACAGUCGCAAGGACAGGAAAAAGAAGAAGAAAAAGAGGAAGGAGUCGUUGGCAAGUCAUGCCGAUUCGAUUGGCACGAAGAGUGCUGAACAUAUGCGGAUGGUGAACGCGGAGGAGUGGGAGGAUGAGGACGACAGCCGUAAGGAAACGAAAAAGAAAAAGAAAAAGAGUAAGGAGGAAUUGGGAAGCAAUGCCGACUUGAUUGACACAAAGAGCGGUGAACGUCCGCGGGGGAUGGGGAAUGACGAGGAGUGGGAGAAGGAGGGAGUUGAGAAUCGAAAGGAAGGGAAGAAGAAGAAGAAGAAGAAGAAGGAGAGGGAGGAGAGGGAGAGGGAGGAGGAGGAGGAGUUGGGCAAUGAUGGCGACUCAAUUGCGGCAGCCCGAAAUGGAAAGAGAAAGUUGGCCGAGGAUGGGGACGGCCGAAGUGAAGAUGAAGAGUGCGUAAGGAGUUUGACGGGAAGACUUAAACCUACACCACAAUUGGACCCUCAGCCUGAUGAGGAGGCUGCCAAGAAGGCGGAGGCUCUGGAUGCAGAGGACUUAGAGUGCAGGGUAAAGGCGCAGUCUGCGGAGCUUGAACGCUUGAAGGCAAUGAUUCACGGUCUUGUCAAAAAAACUGUACUGUAAAUCCUCAUCCUUGAAACAUGUUAAAUCCUCAUCCUUUUUUGUUUCUUCUUCUUAUCCUCAUCCAUAAUGGACGGUUCGACUUUCCAAUCAU
Molecule: messenger RNA, 6405 nt
Organism: Chara braunii
Lineage: Eukaryota; Viridiplantae; Streptophyta; Charophyceae; Charales; Characeae
Source: the annotation of a GenBank genome assembly